Messenger RNA from Capsella rubella, 1927 nucleotides. Its product is annotated as L-type lectin-domain containing receptor kinase IX.2. Bases 230 to 1873 code for a protein of 547 amino acids. Gene Ontology annotation, molecular function: carbohydrate binding; ATP binding; protein kinase activity. The record is from RefSeq and is a predicted model, not a curated record. The transcript has a single exon. Gene Ontology annotation, cellular component: plasma membrane. Gene Ontology annotation, biological process: protein phosphorylation. Lineage: Eukaryota; Viridiplantae; Streptophyta; Magnoliopsida; Brassicales; Brassicaceae.
CGAGAACAUAGCUUACAACGGGGAUGCAACCCCGGAUGAAGAUGGAACGGUGAACUUCAACAAUGCUGACCAAACCUCUCAGGUUGGUUGGAUUACUUAUUCCGAAAAGGUACCUAUAUGGAGUCAUAGAACUGGUGAGGCUUCAAAUUUUAACACCAGUUUCUCCUUCAAAGUAGACGCUCGUAACCUUUCAGCAGAUGGUCAUGGGCUCUGUUUCUUUUUCGCUCCUAUGGGAGCUCAACUACCUGCAUACUCAGUUGGUGGUUUCUUGAACUUGUUCACUCGCAAGAAUAAUUACUCGUCUUCGUUUCCACUCGUUCAUGUCGAAUUUGACACAUUCAACAAUCCAGGAUGGGAUCCUACGGAUAUUGGAUCUCAUGUGGGGAUCAAUAACAACUCGCUUGUUUCUUCCAACUACACCUCUUGGAAUGCAAGCUCACACAGCCAGGAUAUUGCUCAUGCAAAGAUCUCUUACGAUUCUGUGACUAAGAAUUUAAGUGUGACUUGGGCUUAUGAGCUAAUAACCUCUGAUCUUAAGGAGAGUUCAAGCCUUUCUUACAUCAUCGACCUCGCAAAGGUUCUGCCAUCGGAAGUUAUGCUCGGGUUUAUAGCUGCUUCUGUGACAAGCACAGAGGCAUAUAGACUCUUAUCAUGGGAGCUCAGUUCAACUUUGGAUAGCGAGCAAGCUGAUAGCAAGAUAGGAAUCAUACUUGGCAUUUCGGUUUCCGGGUUUGUUCUCCUGACCUUUAUGAUCAUCACAACCGCUGCGGUUUGGUCACGGAACCUAAAAAAGAAGAAAGAAAGGGAUACAGCCAACAUGAUGUCAAUAAAUGAAGACCUCGAAAGGGAAGCAGGACCAAGAAAGUUUUCUUAUAAGGAUCUUGUGUCAGCAACCAACGGAUUCUCAAGCCAUAGAAAGCUGGGUGAAGGAGGCUUUGGAGCGGUUUAUGAAGGAAACAUGAAAAAAAUCAAUACAAUGGUUGCGGUGAAAAAGCUGUCCAGUGGUUCAAGGCAAGGAGUGAACGAGUUUUUAAACGAAGUUAAGAUCAUCAGCAAACUGAGACAUCGAAACCUCGUGCAGCUCAUCGGUUGGUGUAAUGAAAAAAACGAGUUUUUGCUGAUCUAUGAGUUAGUGUCAAAUGGUAGCUUGAACUCUCACCUCUUUGGUAAAAGACCUCAUAUACUCCCUUGGGACAUAAGGUACAAGAUAGCUCUAGGUCUAGCCUCUGCUUUGCUUUAUCUUCAUGAAGAAUGGGAUCAAUGUGUACUGCACAGAGACAUCAAGGCAAGCAAUAUAAUGCUGGAUAGUGAUUUCAAUGUAAAGUUAGGCGAUUUCGGGUUGGCUAGGCUUGUGAACCAUGAUUCCGGUUCCCACAGAACAGGACUGGCUGGAACUUUUGGAUACAUGGCACCUGAAUAUGUGAUGAAAGGAAGUGCAAGUAAAGAAUCAGAUAUGUACAGCUUUGGAAUUGUUUUACUAGAGAUUGUCACAGGGAGAAAAUCGCUGGAACGGAAACAAGAAGAUAACAGUGAUAGUGAAAGUGAUGAGAUCAGUCUUCUGGAGAGAGUUUGGGAACUUUAUGGAAAACAAGAACUGAUGCCUUCAUGCGUAGAUGAGAGAUUAGGUAAGGAUUUUGAUACUAACGAAGCUGGAUGUCUUUUGGUAUUAGGGCUAUGGUGCGCUCAUCCUGAUAAAAACUCGAGACCUUCGAUAAAACAAGCGAUCCAAGUCUUGAAUUAUGAGUCACCAUUGCCUGAUCUGCCAUUGAAGAGGCCUGCUGCUAUGUAUUACAACUCAACUUCUUCUUCUUCUCCCACGAUUAGCUCAAGUGGAGUUUCGGUAACGUUCUCGAGCAUUGAGUAUGGUCGUUAGUUUGCUGAAGAUUAGAGAAUCUCUCUUCUUUUGCUCUGUUUUUGCCAUCUCUAU